AUGAGUGUCAAGGAGAAGGCCAAGGCGUUCGAAGGUACACUGUGUGAAUUAUUUCAGCGCAAUGUUGUGUGUGAUCGGUUGAUUUAAACAUAACUGGAAUAUUUGGGGGUGUUCCAUGAUGAGUUUACUUUACUAGUCUCUUAAACACUCAGAGUUUAUUUGAAAAUGUUUAAGUUUAUUCAAGAUCAGAAUACACCACGGCACAAACGUGGUUUUCGAUGACAAGUUUAAGCGUGCGAAAUGUAUUGUUUUGGGCAUUUCCGUCUUUGGAAUCAACAUGUCGUCUUAUUGUCGAAGUGAUGUAGAGAUCGAGUUUCGUUGCAAUAAAUCUUUCUUUUGGAAGGAUGUAAAUUCUUAUUCUCGAUAUAUGCCCCUCUGUUUUGCAAAAGGACGUUCCUCUGUGAUUGGAGAAAGCCCACCACCGAAAAAGAAAAGCCGCGAAGAACACAUCGGUAAGACAUUAGGUUAAUGUACUCACUGUGAUAACACGCUUAGAAGGGUCCAUUGAUAAUAAGAUAACUAAGAGCGGUUUCUGAUCCUCUCCAUUUUAGGCUGUUUAGUUUUAUUUCAGCUACGAUUUUUCGCCCAUUUCCUGAAUCGGUUUGAUUUCCGCACAAUUCGAUUACGUAUUCCUAGAAGGAAAUGGGAUUGCCGGUCUCAAGAGAUAGUCUGAUUGACAGUUGAAAUGAUAAAGAUUGAUAUCAAGUCCCACGGUCGCAGAUCAAUCGAGUUAUCCAAAUGCUUCACGACAAUGUAAUUGACCCUCAUGCUCACAACAUGUUGCGCUUUUACAGAUAAACUCUUAAAACAAUAUUUUGUUUAUUUUUAUCAUAAACAUCAUGUUUAGAUCAACUUGUGUUUAUUCCAUGAAAUAUGACAGAAGCCCAACAAUGCAUAAUGAGAUGUGUCUAUUGAAGCUUCUUUGUAGAAAGACAUCUGUUAUGCUAGCAGGUGCAAUGACCAUGUCAUUGUCAGUAAUAUUCUGAAGCUUUACAGGCAUGGAGUGUCUAUUUGUCUCAAAACUGUUGAAAUUUUUGAUUAAAAAAAACAUUACUAUGUAUGGUAUGAUGUGUUAGUGUGUAAUAUUCAUCAAGCAAGCCUCUCUUGAAGGCUUCAUUGGCAAAUUUUAUUUCAUUGGUGUUAAAUGAUAAAAAUAAAAUGAUAAAAACAAAAAUGAAGACUUUACUAACACAACUUUUUUAAAGAAUGUGUGGUCACAAUUCAAGUCACUACUAAAUGUGAUGUAACCUUUUCAAGGCUGUUCACUUCCUAAAAAGAAACAACAGUGUAUAACACUCUCACACCCAAGAUCUCAUAAGUAAUUCUCCUCACUGUCUACCAUACAGUUCUCAUAUGAGUGUUUGAUAUUUUUCUUUAUUCCCAUUACCUACCUACUUGAUAUUGUAUUGAUUAUGUGGGGAGAAAUUCUGUCUCUGUCACUCAUGGGAAUUGAAGGAGCAAUAGGAGAUAGUUUUGUUCAUGUACAUUGGACAUGAUUUUGGCAUGGGAUUUUGUAUGCCAUUAAAAGUCGUGAACCCUCUUGUGUUUUUUAAUUUUUUAAUGUCUGUCUGUGGAGGUGUAUGUUGGGGUAGAUUUGACUUUUAAAAACUUUUAAUCCCCUAAAAAUUGCACACAUCUUAUUUCUUUGUGUAAUUUCACUUCUGAAUCUAACCUAAGGGUCACAAGAAUAGAGAAAUUUAUCUCCAACUAAAAAGUUCAUGAUUGUUAACCCUUUAAAUCCCAGAUCAAAUUUGUAAUUCUCUUUACUGUCAACCAUACAAUUCUUGUGAUGUUAGUUCAGAGAAUUUAGUAUUAGAUCAACAAGUUAUCCCCAAAUUGAUAUUUUUCUUUAUUCUCAUUACUUGUCUGCUUGAUAUUGUAUUGAUAUUGUAAGGAGAAAUUCUGUCUUGGUCACUCAUAGGGGUUUUAAGGGUUAAACAAGUUCUCCUUGUUAGUAACAUUGGAAAUGUCUAUAGAGCAGUGUGCAGAAUAUGCACACUGAAAGAAAAACUUUGUUUGGCAAUCUGGACAAGCUUAACUCUAACGCAGGCAUCUCCAAAAGGGAACAUUUUUUUCAGUGCAGUUGUUUCAUAGUUACAGGAUAAUAGGCCAUUUUACAGUUAUGUACUUAGUUGCCAGGCCUUUGAUUUGGAGUGAGGCUGAAGGUGACCUUGUUGUGAUAGAGACCUGUAUCUAGUUAGCAUGAUAACAAAGUAAUUUGCAUUUGAAAAGCAGCAAGGUUUGUAUCAUCACAAGGUCACCCUUAGCCUCAAUCCUGUUCAAAGGCUUGGCAACCAAGCACACAACUGUAAAAUGGACUAUUAAGUGGAAUUUAAUAGUUCUUUAUUUACAUUACUUGUAUCUAAAAAUUGUUUUUGUUUCUCAAUGGUUUUUCACAGGUGGCAGUGGCAACGACGACCUGGAAAGGUGAGUUCAAGUAGAUUACAACUUGCAAAUGGUCACCUUGAAUGAGGGUCUUUUCCUCUUAUCCUUUGUUGAAUUCUGCAAGAUAUGAAUAGUGUACUGUUCACAGGGCUGUGCUCCAAGAAAAAAUUAAAGGGAGCCCAUUUCUCUGAAAUUGUGAAAAUCAGGGUGCCAAGCACAUGCUUUUUAUGAAAAAACUAAUAUUUUCCGAGUUGCCCUAGAGUGAAUACAGGUGUGAGGGACUACCAUAUGCCGCAAGAGCACAGCCCUGUGUUCUGGUCCAUAGGAACAGGUUUGUUAGCAUGAGCAUGAUCAUAGGAGUCUGAGGAGUUUUCUAUGAGAGUCUCCUCUGACUCAUGUGCCCAAAAGGGAGUUGAGGAAACUCUCUUUUGUUGCUAGAAGCUCUAUAAUAUUUGCUGGAAUCAAACAGUCAUUUGCUCUCAGUAAAAUCACCACAACUCUAAUUACAAGCUGCUCAGUGUAAUAUCCAAGAUUUCACCGUCAAAAAUGUCACUUUAAUAAUUACAUUCCUCCUUUUUAUGCAGAGAAUCAUCAUCUGAAACUCCUGAACCACCACCAAGAAAAUCCAAAAAGAAUGGCAAAAUAAAAUCAUCUGAAGAAUACAGUCCAAGUUUAGAAAGAAAAGAAAAUAUUCCAACAAGUGUCAAGGACACCAAGGGGCGUCAAAAACCCCCAAGACCUCCUCCACCCCCAAGGGGAAGUUCUUUGGGACGUAAGAGUGAAUUGUUGUCAAAUUUGCGAUUACAGUCAUCAGGAGAGAAAAAGAAAAAACCUCCUGUCCCUCCAAAACCCAAGAAUCACAUUCCUAAGAAAGCUUAUGUGAAAAGGAACAUUAGUGUCAAAAGUGUGAAAAAAAUUGUUAGUCAGCCAGCAAAGGAUGGAUCUGUUUUGGUGCCAAAGUCUUCCACAAACAGUGCACAUGAAUCACAGUUUUUCGCCCCUCUAGAUAAAGACACUUCUAAGGUGGCAUCAUCUGAAAAUCACGAGUCAAAAAGAUCUUCACAGUUUUUUGUCUCUUUGGAAGAACAAACUUCUAGUAAAGACAGCCUAAAUACUAAGGAGUUAGACAAUUCAAAAGGACAUAUUGUGUUUGAGCAUGCUUCAGAAGAUAGUGAAUUCAGUAAUGUUGAAAAUGGCUUUGUGGAUAGUAACGGCAUUCAUGAGAAUGGGGUAGCUUCUAGGCCUCUUGUUAUUCAACCUGGGAACAUAAAUUUUGAAAAGGACAUGGCAGAUCCUCUGGAAGGUCUUGAAAUAACAGUUGAUUAUAUUAGUGAGGAUGAUGACAUUUCUUCAAUGCUACCCGAGGGAAAGAAUGAAGUUGGGGAAUUUUCUGAGCCUAUGGAGGUCAGUGUGGAUGAUGCUUCAAAUGACAGAGUUUGCAAUGAAUUUCAACCAGUUGAUGGUGUAGAAGAACCAGAAGAUAAAGUUCAUAUAUUAUACAGUGUUGAGCUUGAGGAAGAAUGUUCUGUCACUGUGAUAGAAAAUGAUACAAGGAGUGAUGAAAAAGGAAAAAAAAUACUGGAAGUACAAGGAGAGAUUAGAGCAGAAAACAAUGAAGUUAUAGAAGUUGGUAAAGGUGAAUCAAUUGCCAGCAACCUUCUUUCAGAAAAUUUGGUUGGGGAGAAUGCUUCACUAACCAAUGAUGAGGUAGAAAAAGACAAAAUGGAAGAAGAAAUUAGUGUGGUUAAUUUUUUCAAUCAUCAAGAGGAAAUGGCGUCUAAUUUUGAAGCUGAAGAGCGAGUGGACAGUGUUUUGGAAAAUCUAAGUGAAGAUUCAGAAGAAAUUGUUAUGAAGGAAGAUUCUCCAGUUGAUGAAGUACAAGAACUAUCAGUUAACCAGAAUGUUGAGUGUGAAACUGAAUUAGAGAGUUCACAAAUUUGUGUAGAUUCAACUGGACAAAACAAAGUUGAAAACGUAACUGAUAAGAGCCAUGAAGCAGCUAUGGAAGAAGCACAGCAAAAUGAAUCUCAACAAAAUGGCGAGGUGAUUAUGGCUGAACCGAUAAGAGAAGGUACUUUGUUAUCAGUUACUGAUCGUGUUAUUUUCAAGGAAAUUUCUCAUGUGGAUGAAGAUAAAAACAAUUCUGAGGAACCUGCUGAAGAAAAAUUAGAAGAUGUUAGGAAUGAAGAUCACUCAGGGUUUAAGGGUCAACAUGAAAAUGAAGGAUUUAUGGAGAAAAAUGAACUUGAGUUUGUUUUUACUAAACCAGAGGAAUUGGAAUCCUGCCAAGACAUGGCAGUAGAAUUGGACAAAACUGAACAAUCUGGAGAACAGUUGCUUGAGAAUUCAAUUCCUGAAAAUUUUUGUCAAGAAGAGAGAAAAGAUGGCCAGACGGAAUUUGCGUGUACUAGUGGCAAUGAGGAGGAACCUAAAAUAGAAGAAGAUGUAUCAAGUUUAGAAAACACUGAGGGUUUGAUACAUAAGGAGAGGGAUGAUCAGGAUGAAAGCACUGUCAUUCCUGAUUCUAUAGAAGAUGAUCUAGAUACUGUGUCAUCUGAAUUAGUUAAUGUGGAGCAAGCUGCUUCACAGGAAAAUGUUGAGGCUGUGCUAUUUGAGAUGAAGGAAGAUCAGGAUAAAAGCACUGUCAAUGCCAUCCCUAAUUUGAAAGAAGAUAUAGAAACUGCUUCAUCUGAAUUUGUCGGUGUGGAGCAACCUCCUUCAAAGGCCAACAAGGAGGUUGUGCAAGUUGAAGUAGAGGAGGUUGAGAGUUCAUGCAUUGUUAAUGCCAUCUCUAUUUCUACUGAAGAAGAUCUAGAAACUGCUUCAUCUGAAUUUGUUGAUGUGGAGCAACCUCCUUCACAGGCCAUCAAAGAGGUUGUGCAAGUUGAAGUAGAGGAGUGUGAGAAUGCGAGCAUUAUGAAUACCAUCUCUAUUUCUAGAGAAGAAGAUCUAGAAACUGCUUCAUCUGAAUUUGUUGAUGUGGAGCAACCUCCUUCACAGGCCAUCAAAGAGGUUGUGCAAGGUGAAGUAAAGGAGGGUGAGAGUCCAUGCAUUGUGAAUACCAUCUCUAUUUCUAGAGAAGAAAAUCUAGAAACUGCUUCAUCUGAAUUUGUUGAUGUGGAACAACCUCCUUCACAGGCCAACAAAGAGGUCGUACAAGUUGAAGUAGAGGAGUGUGAGAAUGCGAGCAUUGUAAAUGCCAUCCCUAUUUCUACAGCGGAAGAUCCGGAAACUGCUUCAUCUGAAUUUGUCACUGUGGAGCAACCACCAUCACAGGAAAAUGUAGAUGGCGACAAUUCACUUUCUCCAGAGUCUCAGCCAGUUCCCCCAGAGAGACGAAGUCGCAAGGCUAAGAAACAAAAGCAUGUUUAUGAAAAUAUUGCUGCAACUUCAAGGCAACUUGAGCAGAUUAAAAUUAAGGGAGACUCCCUGAGAAAAACUCAGUCCUUCAGUAAAUAUGAAACAGCUUCUCUCUCAAUAUCACGCCCUGUUCAGCGCGUGUCUGAUGAUGAGGUUAUUUACAGAGUUCCUGCUAAGGUCAUUCCAGUUGAAAGUUUUAGAACUGAUGAAUCCGAGUACAGUGUUCCACUUCCAAUUUCAUCUCGAGCACGCAGUGUCACUAUGCAAGAUGAGUAUGCAGUGCCCAAGUCAAUCAUAGUAAAAGCAUGUGCAGUAACAGAUAGUCAUUGUGCUGAUGACAGAGAAAUAUAUUCUGUUCCUGGUCAAGUAACACCUGUACCUGUGGUUGAAAAAUUCUCUGAUUUUUCAAGUAGACUUCCCUCUCAGGCAGUUCCACAGGAGGAUGAUAGUGAAUAUGCUGUGCCUGUUCAGGCAAAACCAGCAAUGUCAGCUCCUGUGUCAGCCACUCCACCUCCAAAACCCCCGAGAACAAGCUUGUUAAAAGAAGAGUUUAAUGUCUUUGCAAGUGUGGAGGAGACAUCCAGUUCAGCAAGCACAGAGUCAGAAACAAGGCAAUCACCAAAACCAGUCCCAAGGACAAGAGAGCUGAAGAAUUCACCGAGUCCUGUACCAAGGAAGAGCUCAAAGACUGCUGCAUCAUCAGAAUCAUCAACAACCCACAGCAGUGAAAACUCUCCAAGUCCUGUACCAAGGAAGAACUCGAAGCUUGUCAUGUCAACAGACUCAUCUUCAACUAAUAGUGGUGAUAACUCACCAACUCCUGUACCAAGGAAAAGCUUGAAAAUCGCUUCAUCAACAGAGUCUACUUCAACUCAAAGUAGUGAGUCUCCGGUUCCUGUACCUCGUACUCGUCUGAAUGCUCUUCAGCCUGAACCUUCCAUCUCAAAUGAAUCUUCAUCAGAGCUCUCUACAUUGUCAUCUUCUGACAUCUCUACAGUGGAGACCACGGAGGAGGAACAAACCUUGAAACGCAAACCUCCACCACGCCCACCUCCUCCAAGCAGCCGCACAAGCAUCAUAAACAAUGAAAAUGAAGCCCCUCCCCUGACACCAGGGCCGUUUGCAAACGAGGCCGAUUCUGAUACGGAUUCUGAUGUUGGAGAAGAGGCAUCAUCAAAGGUAAUUAUUAAAUAAAUCCUUUACAUCCUAACAUUGAUAUCGAUAUUCUCCAUACCCCCUCUUUGCAUUUCCUUUGGUACUGACAAGGAGAAUUUGUUUGGUGAUCGUUUCCUUUAUUCUCACAAUCUUAAUGAAUAAUUCAAAUGUGAUAUUGCAUGGAGAAAUUAGAUACUGGUCACUCUUGACUAUUUUAACCCUAAGGGAGACCAGCAUCUAAUUUCUCCUCAAAUUUAUUUACCCUAAUAUUUAUAGCAUCAUUGCUAUCUUAGCUUUUGUUUAAUGUUUAUAAUUACCAUGAUUACUUCUGUAGGGUCCACCAAAGUCAAAGACAUACUACAUUGCACAUGAAAUUCUCUCAACUGAGCAGACGUUUGUGGAUGCUUUAAAACUUGUCUUUGAGGUAAAGGAAAAAAAAGGAAGAGGGAGAUUAUUUUGAUCAGUAUUGGUAUAUGAGGAAUUGCAUGGGCACGGGCACAUACCUCUCCCCUAACCCAACAUUUAUUCUAACUUGGAUAAGGGAAGGGGUAGGUGUGCAGUUUCUCAGAUACUGGCAUUGAUCUAAUAAUUUUAAGUAUGUGUGGUAACAUUUUUUGUAGCAGGAAAGCUGGUGCCAUGUUUUUUGCAGCUAUGUAUAAUGUAAAGUAGGUGAAACUGGAGACAAUAACCCUGACCAGCAGCUUGGCUAAAACUGCCAAUGGCAACAAAAAUACUAUCACAGAAGGGGGAGGGGGUGGGGAAGUGAAUUGAGCCUCUCAAGCUGCUAUGCAUUUCCUUAUGUUAAAUUAGUUAUGAGAAUUUGGUGAUAGAUAUAAAUCAAGGAAAUAUCUUCUACCUGAUAGGUGUGAGUAUUCUCAUUACCUGUUUGCUGGAUAAUGUAUGGAUAUUAAUGGGAGAAACUACAUGUUAAUCACUUCAGGGAGUAAAGAGUAUUGACUGUCAAUAAAUAUACAGACAUCUCCAUGGCACUGUUUCCACAAAUAGUCCAUUGUACUUUACAUUAGAAUGCACUUUACACAUUUGUUAGAUCAUUAGGAAUUGGACUUCUUUUUUUCAACUCUCUGUAGGAAUGUUAUGGAACAAUAAAGCAAGCCAAUGUUGUAGCUGAUAGCACUUUGGGUGACAUCUUUUGUGACCUAGAGAAUAUUUAUUUGCUGGAUUCUAGAUUCCUCCAAGAACUAGAGGAACGAAUGAAAACAUGGUAAAUAUGAAUUUUGAACGUACAAAUAUAAUUAAUUUUAAUCAAAGAAAUUGUUAUCCAUUUGGUGGCGAGCAUGCGAGCAGGGAAAAAAGUGAGCUGUGUGAGGAAGUAAACCUCAGACCCUUUGUGUUCUGCUCUACUACAGUUUUGAUUCCUCAUAGGAAACUCAAGUUUUUCUACCAAUCACUUGGGAAUAAAAUAAAAAUAUUUUUCCUCAUUCAACAACAUGCAGGAGGAGGGUGGGAGGGGGGGGGGUAUGUUGUCCAUUUCCUCACUCUGGUGUCCCUUUAGAGUAAAUUUUUCCAUGUUCUCUUAAUAGGGUUGUGUAAAAGUUAUUUUCCAGGACUUGGGUUACUUGAAGGGUGGAUACUCCUAUCCACUGGAUAAAUCUCUGCUCCUUGGAUAGUACACUAAGUUUUAUGUUUUAUUAAUGCAUUUCUGCUGGACAAUGAUUUAUAUGUGGAUAGAGUUUUCUGCCCUUUGAACAACUGGGCUUGACCUACCCCUCCCUGAAUACUACUUUAGUUACACUUCCUCUUCUCCCCUCUAUCUCAGCUUGAAGAGAAACAGAACAUCGUUAUUUGCAAGAAAAAAUGUACAACUCGUCACAAACAAUGGGUUUAAAAGAUGGAAUUCCUCUUUGUCAUCCUUUACCAAAAAUUUACUUUUGCAUCUUGUUUCCUUCAGGGAAGAACACGAGAGGAUUGGUGAUAUUAUCAAGAAAUACAGCCACUUCUUAAAGGUAACAUAAUGAUUAUUGAUGUUAACAUUGUCAUCAAUAGUUAUUAAUGCACUAAUAAAUCUUUUAAUGUAAAAACGGCUGAGAAAUGCAUGUCUUUUUUGUAAUAAACUUUUCAUUUAACUUCAGUUUGUAACAUUAAAAUUUUAAUAAUUGUAAUUGUUGAAUGUCAUCUUGUUUUGGUUUCAGUUCCAUUUCCACGAUUGAGAAACUUUUUGAAUUUUUUUUAUUAAAGUUUGAUGGGUUUAUAUUUCUUGUUCGACAGAUGUACACUCAGUUUGUGAAUGGCUACGACAAAGCUAUUGGUGUGUUUCAAGACACUAUGAAAGAAAAUUCAGAGUUUGCAGACAUGGUUGCUAAAUUUCAGGUAGGACAUAAUAUGGAGAAUAUUUAUUAAAAGCAAAACUCUGUAUCGUAACCAAAAUUUUGUGCAUCUGUUGAUAUACAUACUGACUCUAUCAUUUAUUACUACUUGAGAAAUGCUGUUUUUAUAACCCCAAAAUGAAAUUUUGGACAACAUCAUCAAACUAAAGUGAGAGAGAUUAUUUGUUAUCAGACAAAAAAUAGUAGAGUUUACAGAUCAACGUCAGUAUGUCAGCAACUGCACAUCUACCCCUCCCUUAAUCUAGCAUUAACCCUGACAUGUUAUCAGUUGAAUGAAGGUGGUAAGUUUCUAAAGAAACUGUGGUGCUUGUCAGUGGGAGAGUGCAACAGGGUAAUUUGGACUGAGUGAGUUGAUAACAUAAAUUGGCCACCGUAAAGAGUUUCAAAGCUGACAUUUCAAGCAUUACUCCUUCAUCAGGGCAAAUUUAAUUGCUCAGAUAUGCAGCAAAAUGCACAGAAAGCCCAAUCUGGCGAUGAGAAAAAGGCUACUAAAUCUGCAAUGUAAUUCACCCAUUGUUGAAUGACAGCUGUCCAAAAUGUCAAAGGUUAAAAAAAUCUUUGGUGUAGUAUUGUGAGGGUGGCAGCCAGUUAUUGGUAUGGUGUACCUCUACACUUAAAUCAAUCUCAGAUCACAUAGGUAAUUCUCCUUACUGUCUGCCAUACAAUUCUUAUAAAGUUAGUUCAGAGAAUUUAGUAUUGGAUCAACUAAGUAUCCCCAAAUUGACAUUUCUCUUUAUUCUCAUCACUUGUCUGGUUGAUAUUGUACUGAUAAUGUAAGGAGAAAUUCUGUCUUGGUCACCAGUAGGACUUAAGGGUUAAAGUGAGUGUAUUUUUUCGUCAGCAGGUGUCAGAUGGCCACCUUAAAUGUUGAAUGGAACAACCAGUUUUUUUUUGUUGGGUUGAAUAAAAAAUAAAUCCUAUAAAGGGGUAACACUUUAAAUGUCAGCUCUAGAAACUCCUUAUGGUGGUCAAUUUUUAUUUAUCAACUUGGUUGAUAUAACCAAAUUGUUUUGUAACACCUCCACAGUGACGUAGCAUCAAAGUUUUUUUAGAAACUUACAUUGUACAUUCCGAUAUAGUUGAUACCUUUUUUGUUAAGUUCAAGGUAUUGACAAAGAAUUUUAACUAUGGUCAAUACCAUAUGAUGUUGAAAAAAUAUUCACAUGUUCUAGAGAAAGUUUUAUAAAAAGUUCAGUUAACAGAAGUGAUGAGUGGAAAAGCAGAAAGUUGAUAACUGCAUCAUAUCAACUCAUGUACAAUGUAGAUAGAACAACAAAGAAUCAGAGGUGAAAAUAUAACACAUUGAUCUGAAGAAUUAUUGUAACUAUUGUUUUCUGUUUACAGGCAAGUGAACGUUGUCAUGGAAUGGCAUUGUCAUCUUAUAUGCUGAAACCUGUACAGCGCAUACCUAGCUACAGACUUCUUCUUAUUGGUGAGUUAAGUUUUCUGUUGUUAAAAGCGAUGAUCAAAUUUUUUUUUCUUGAAUAUUUUAUGAUGGUAUUUUUUCCCAGACUAUCUCAAGCAUUUGCCGAAGGACUCAGAGGAAUCAAAGGACAUAGAAGGUAAUUUAAAGGAUUUCUCUCAAUCAUACAUAAUUGUAUUUUGUAUUUUAUUUAACUGUACAAUAAUGUACAUGAAAAGAUUAUAUGCUUCCUAUUGACUGAAAACAAGUGCAUUCGCAUGUUCUUUGUUGGCACAUUUUUUAAUUUUUUAAAGUUGGGUGGAAAAGAUGCAUGCAUUUAACUCUUGAUAGGAUAUUUACUUCUCCCUCUGUUUUACAAGGGAAAACUAGACAAUUUGGAAGGAGAAUCUUUCUGCUGAUCAGAAGUCACUGAAAGGAUUUUUCAAUGCACCCCUAUAAAUAUUAUCAAAUUGCAAAUCGCUACACAAAACAACACCUCUUUUUGAUUUUUUCAAUACACAAAAUAGCACCUAAUGAUAUGCACUGUUAUGAAUAGCAUUUGAUCAUAAUUUGUUGGCUCUUUUCUUCUUAUCAGCUGCCCUUAAGAUUGUGUCAGAGGUUGCGACACACAUCAAUGAGUCCAUGAAGAAAAUGGUGGGUUGGAAUUGUACUGUUAUCAUCAGUGUGAAAAAAUUCCUCCCUUCUUCUAAAGAUAAAUUGCAUUAGAGAUAACAGGACUUUUUUCAUGCCACAAAAAGUGCUUAGUGUUUCACUGAUUUUCUCACCACACUUUGACAUCUGUGAUCUUUUACUGAAGAGACCCAUGACAACAUGGAAUGGAUUUAUUUUAUAAAAAAAGGCAAAAUGCUAUAAAUGGUGAAGUCAUUCAUGCGUCUGUCCUCAGUCCAUAAGAUUAUAAAUAAGAAUAAGUAAAAAUGCAUAUGUAAUUUAGCUUAUUAUGUGAACAAUUAUUUAAAUUUGUAAAACAGGCAAUACAGAGCACAAAAUAAAUACUGUCAUUGUUAUUUUUUAACAGGAGAACUUUGAGCAGAUGCUUAAGGUUCAGAGGAGUCUUGUGGGACACCCAGAGAUUGUCAAAGCUGGACGGGUAUGUACCAACAGUUGUUGCGUGCUUAAGUACAUUUAACGUGAGCUUCAUCAUUUCCAGGGGCAUACUGAUGAAUUCCAAAUAAUGAGUUCAAACUUUGAUUUGGAAAACAGAGAAUUUUUUUGUCUGAGCUAACAUAUGCCAACCCACCCCAACCCACCUCCCCCCCCCCACUUCACUUUCUGUUAACCCUUUAACUUCCAAGAUCUGAUAGUUAAUUCUCUCCUCUAAAUGCUACACAUUUCCUUGUAAAAUGGUUGCAAGAAUUUGGUGUUCAAUCAAGAUACUAUCAUACCUGAUAAGUUUGAAUAAUCUCACUACCUGUUUGUUGGAUAAUUUAUGGAUAUUAUGGGGAGAAGUUACUUGUUAAUCACUUCUGGGAGUUAAAGGGUUAAACAUCUUUUCGUUAUCUAAAAAAUAAGUCAGUUGAGUAAUAAUUAGUAAUGCACCAACUUUUUGUUACAAAGACUGCAGGUCUGAUAAGGAAAGGAAGGGGGAGGGGGUUCUGUUCCAAUUGAUAACAACUUUUUCGUAAUGUAGUUCUUACACGUUUAUUUUUUAUAUUUCUUUUAUAGGACUUUAUCAAAGAAGGGACUUUGAUGAAAUUGUGUCGGAAAGACAUGCAAGAGAGAAUGUUUUUCCUGGUUUGUAAAUAACUCUUAAUUUAUUAAUUCUAGAAAAGAUCAAUUUUGCUUUUUUGUCCUUUUUCGAUGUUCAUAAUAACUUAGUGAUUCAAAUGUUGACCUUGGUGCACUGUUGGUGUUUAUUCUGAGGAAAUCACGUUUCUCUGUAGAGGUCAAAAUUAAAGAUUAUUAAUAUUUAUUUGUUGCUUUUUCUCAGCUGACAGAUGUUUUGUUGUACACAACCCCAGUAGGCGGUAAUCAGUACAAGCUCAAUAAAACACUCCCACUGUUGGGAAUGCAGGUAAGAGUAGGACUGGUACUGACUAGGAGAUUGUCUUUUGCCUUUAACCAUAGAUGUUUUUAAUAACAUAAGAAAGCGCAGCAUAGGAACAAUGCUUUCUUACAGAUACACGUGUCAUUAUUUUAUUUUUCAGGUGACUGUUCCGGAUUCUCCAGAUUUUGUAAAUGAAUUUAGUAUCAUAAGCACCACAAGAUCAUUUACUCUCACAGCGAGGUUAGUUCUGCACGUUGUUAACCCAUUUACACCCAAACAUCAGUAUGCAUAUUCUCCUAAUAAAUUUCCUAAGGUGCUGACAAGGAGAAUUUGUGUAACAAUCAAGAGCUUCUUAAGUUGGUGAUCAUUUCCCUUAUUCUUGUAACCUUAAUGUUUAAUUUAAGGUUGAUAUUGUAAGGAGAAUUUAGUUAAGAGCCCUUUGAAUUUGUCAUUCAUUUGAUUUCAGGUAAACUAUUCGAGGGCAGGCAUUUUUUCAUGGUGCACUUUUGACUCCUGUCCUUAAGUUGUUAGUGUAAAUACAUGUAGAUAAGUUUAACGCCACAAAAUGAAUGCGCAUUUAAUAUAUUUGCCUGAUAGAGGUGUAUUUAGAUGUAAAUACGUGUAGCUGUUAUUCGACUGAAAGUGAAUGAUUAAUACAAAUAUCUGAGUACAAAAUGUAACAAUAACAACGACGACAAAAAUUAUGUGAAAAAGAAACAAACUUACAAUUUGUGGCGUAACCAGGUCAGACAGCAAAACUCUUAAAUAAAAGAAACACGUCGCGAGCAAAAACUAACGAAGCGACUGACUUGGUUGAAAUUGACUAGCAGUGAUACUUAUCUAUUGAAAACAACGCGCAUACUGGCAAUAAAUAUACAGCUACCGGCGUUACGUAAUUCCUACGUAACCUCACGCAAAAACGCCAAUUUAAUUGAAUAGUAACGGAACAUCACAGUACUGUCAGUAGUAGUACAGUUAAAAGAAAAACAAUAUAAAAUUAUUUCGCAGUUGUUUGACCAUAAAUAAAAAUGCUAAUUCUAAUUGUUACCGUCAGCCUUGAAGUUAGUUUCUGUGUUGUGGGAAUUUUUUGUAUGUGCAAAAUUGCAUAAUUAGUACGUUCUACUUUUUUUUAAAACAGCACUCCAGAAGAAAGAGAUCAGUGGGUUGAGGUAGGUACUACUGUCAAAAGUCGCAACUUAUGAAUUAAAGAUAUUUUACCCUCGAUCUCAUGUUCUUAACAUUUGUUCCAAGGGUGAUAAUAUGAGGAAAAUUAGAACCCAGUCACUUCUUGGGGUUAAACCUUUAACUCGAUCCCAUGAGUGACCAAGACAGAAUUUUUCCUUACAAAAUUAAUACAAUGUCAACCAGACAAAUUAUGAGAAUAAAGAAAUUUAUUAAUUAGGAGAUUAUUAGUUGAUCUAACACCAAAUUCUCAAAACUAACAUCACAAGAAUUAUAUCGCAGACAGUAAGGAGAAUUACCAAUGAGAUCUUGGGAGUUGAACGGUUGAAGGGGUAACCUCUUGCACCUGUGCGACUCUGUGCCCUAUUCAGACUUAACAUUAAGUAUAAAGUUUACAGCUCUUUUCAACGAUACACAGUACACACAUGAACAAGUUAGAUAUUGAAGGUCUAUCCUCUCCACCAGUUAGAUAGUGAAGGUCCAUCCUCUCCACCUGUUAGAUAUUGACCAAAUUUGUAACUUCAUUUUCAGACUUUGAAUAACGCCAUAGACGUUGUCACCAAACGGAAAAUCACAUUUUUUAACAAGACAAGAGAUGCAACAGGACUGGUAAAAAUAAAUUGUUCUUUUACGGCUGCUUUACUGAAAAUGUAUUUGGAAUUCUGCACUUUAAUUGAUUCAAUUGGUUAAAAUAGCUGAGUUAAAUUAAGAAACCUCUCCCCGACACCCACACCCCGCCCCCCCCCCCCCCCCCCACCCACACUGUUUCCGGAACUAAACUUGUUAAAGGUAAUAGAAAAAAGAGGUUGCUCUAAAUCAUUUUUUGUGUGUGUGUUGUUAGAUUAAACCUCUUCCUCUUGAAGAGUGUCUAUCCCUAAAAUGAAUUCCCCGACUCACGAAUGUCUCCAAGUCGAGGCUGCCCAAUCCCCCCCCCCCUUCCCUCUCGCUUGAUUUUACCCUGAAUAUUCCAAAUUUGGGGUUGCGUCUCCGAGUGCUGACUUCCCUAUCGCUGACGUUUACCCCUGGGGUAACUCAAACCCCCUCGGUAUCUCAGCCGUUUUUCGUUGGCUUCAGAAUUUUUUUGACGAGGGGUCUUUUCUCCAUCUUUCCACUUACAUUUGCGAGGCUUUGUGAUCUCAUAAUUUUUAAAAUCUGAAUCCGUUUAAUGUUCUCGUUAUUGUGAAGGGAGUGCAAGAGAGGGACGAAGAGGUCAUGAAACUCGGAGAGAAGGCCCCUGUGUGGAUUCCGGAUCACCGUGUUACAAUGUGCAUGAGCUGUACGUCUCCAUUUACUCUCACCAACAGGAGGCAUCAUUGCAGAGCUUGUGGAAACGUAAGUACAGCGUGUUGAAAAUUCAGUUUCAUAUCGUUCAAUCUCGAACUCAAGAUUCCAUGGAUUGUAUUUUGUCAAUGACCUCCUCACCCUCUUCCCCACAAAAACUGUGCGCGGUAGUUUUGCAUAGUUAAGGACAGGUUAGGCUCUAAAAAGACACUUCAUGUUUUGUGUAUGUUAAGUUUUUUACGCUUAAUUCUUUAACUAUUUACACCUUAACAUCAGUAUGCAUAUUCUCCCUACUGUCCUCCGUACAUUUCCUUACGUGCUAACAAGGAGAAUUUAUCAAGAGCUUCUUUCGUAGGCGAUCAUUUCCUUUAUGGUCUUGACCGUGCUGUGCAAUUCAGUGGUGAUAUUGUAAGGAGAAAUUAGAUGCUGGUUACUCUAAGAGGUCAAAGAGUUAAAAUUGCUUUUUUUCUGAGUUAGAAACGCACCUGAGCGAUAAAAAGAAAACCGACAAGAAAGCGGCAAACUAGUCGAAGAUGGGAAAUAUUGACUCGGAUUUUCGAGUGCGUGACGGUUCAUUUGAAAUUUAGGACUGAGAAGAGGACGUCGUCUAUUUAUUGUUUCAGGUUGUUUGUGGGGCUUGUUCGGAAAGCACCGCUCCACUGGCAUACUUGGAGUACAACCAGGCUAGGGUUUGCGACAAGUGCUAUGACCUGCUUUUAAAAGGUGAGCGCGAGAAAUGUUUUUAAGAAUAAUUCCUUCCCAAUACGGCAGCCGUUUUAUUUCCCUUAUUGAGCACCCCUUUUCAACAGCUGAUUUUUUUCAAAUUGGCUUAGUGCGAUAAUGAUAAAGAGGCUCGUCAACUUUCACGAUGUAACGAAAAGAAAAAAAUAAUGACCUCGCGAGAAUUGCAGUUUCGAGCAAUUUUCCAUUGAUUGUCGAAAGUAAUUUGGGAUUGCAUUGGUUUUACUUUCUGACUCCCUGUGAUUGGCUGUGAAAACUGGCGCUAUCCUCUCAACCAAUCAGAUGCAAAACGAAAAGCAAUCACGACUUGGUCGCCCGCGUUUUUCCCGCGCUUUAGGCAGUUUAGUUGUUCUUACUUUGACUUCUCAUUGGCUCUUCAAGGUAUUUCCCUUUCUUCUGAUUGGCCGUUGUGAUUACGUUGGUUUUGGUUUUGCGACACCCAAUCCAAAAGCACUCUAAUUGUGUCUAACACGCGUUAUAGUGAAAUCCAAUGCAAAACACACGGGAUAACAAUUUACUCUGUGCAGGAUAGCUUACAACGCCAAUUCCUCCUUUCCAGAUUUCCACACCGUUGAAAUGAAAGCAGUAGAGGAAGAAUCGCCUACGUCUACGCUUCCCCCGUUGCUUCAAGAGGCAGAAGACGCAGAGAAGCUGCUACGAAAACCGACCAAGUUUGAAAUGAUGCGACGAUUUAAGAGUAGAAAAACAAAAAGAAAAUCGACAAUAAUGCAUCCGUCGCACUUAACAGAGGUCAGUGAAUGUCUAAAGUACUCUGGGAUUGCUUUGGUUUUAAUUUGUUUACUUUGCUCUUUGAUUGGUGGAGAAAAAUGCUUUCUCAACCAAUCAGAUGCAAGACUAGAAUUGCGCACGACCUUGUCAAUCUUUUUCCCGCGCUUGAUACAAGGAUUUUUUAUUUGACAUCUGAAAUAUUUUGUUUCUCAAUAGGUCGUCGCUAAUCAGGAAGGAAGUCAAAUGAGUGGCUACUUAAAAUACAAGAAAGGAAAAUUUGGAUGGAAGAAGUCGUGGUUUGUGCUCAAGGACAAUGUUUUGUAUUCGUACAAAGCCAGCUCAGUAAGUUAAAGAUGUUAACGAAGUUUUGAAACCACAAAAAGUUACCGUUUGUUUACAUCUAAAAAUAUGAAAUCUCGUUUUCAGUCAGUAUUAUGAGCGAAAACAAACAAUUAAAACAUAAACAAGCCAAAAAAAAAAGGAAAAAAGUGUUCAUCUCGAAAGUGGAAAAAAAGCGGGAAACGAGACGCAGGUUGCUAGCGCAGGAAAUCUGUGGUACGCGUCUAAGGCAGGGAAUAUGAGAAAUAUGAUAUGGAGGAAAUGUGAAAAAAACCUCAAGACUAAAACGCAGAUAGGAGAAAUAAUUGAAUAGGAAAGGAUAAAUUGUUUGGAUAGUUGCUGGCUGUUGAUGAACUUGUUUGUGUGAUUACCGUGUCUUACUACUGAGUUUGGUUUUUCUGAUCAAUUUGAAAUUGUAGGAUGUUGUGGCGCUGGAAAGUCAACCAGUCUUGAGUUAUGAAAUUGAAGAUCUUGGCAAGGUGCGUUUACUUAUCUUAAUUAGGUAUUUUGCGUCUUUAUGAAAAUUUAGUAGAGUCAGACAUUGUCUUUUAAGCUAAUGAGAUAAUUUAGAAAGAUAUAAAUUAUUGUACUGGGAUAUGGAAACUGAAAGUCAAGUGAAUUUCAAUGAAAAUUAUUGGUGAACUCGAGUGAAGAAGCGCGGGAAAACUGCUAGGGGUCAAGGUAUGACUGACACAGCACUCGUCUGUGAUUGGCUAAAUAGUAGUACACUAAGCAGCGAUUGGCUCGCAGUUAUAAACCAAUCAGAGGGGUGAUUUAACGCCGAGUUGAAACUAAUACGCUGUUAGAGCAAUAUUCAAUAACCUUGAGUGUCGAAAGUAAUUCGGAUGUACUGGUUUUGCUUCACUUUUCCCUAUGAUUAGUCCAAACAACCCGCGCCACGCUCUAUACCAAUCAGAUGCAAACCUAGCACCUAUCACGACUUGGUCGUCCGCGUUUUCCCGCGCUUUAGUCUUUUUGCUUGUUUUUACUCUGAGAUUUGAGUGGCUUUUCAGGGUAUUUUCCUUCCUUCUGAUUGGUUGUUGCAAUCACUUUAGUUUCGAUUUAAUGACCCUCAAUCGAAAAGCACUCUGACUUCACCGAUGACUUUCUGUGCAUCCGUUAAGAUGGAAUUGAUACUUUUUUCUCACGUGUGUUUAUGUGUGUCACUGGUUUUCAGGAAGGGAAUGAUUUUGUAUUUCAACUCAAACACCAUGGUAUUUCACCGUUAGUUUUCAAGGCAGAUAACGAAAACUCUGCAACAAGGUAAAUGAACAGAUCUACCUCUUUCCGAACGGAAACAAUAUUUUUCAAUUCUAUCUAUGAUUGUGUCACAUAAAGAUAACUAUUACUAUAGGUUGUGCAAUAACUCUUUAUUUUGUUUGACUUUUUCAGGUGGAUACGCGAACUUAAGAAAGCGACCACGAUGCAAUCAUGAAAUAAUUGUUGUCACGCACUGAAGUAACGCCGUCCAGGGCGUUAGGUCCGAGUCACGCUGUGCGAGUCACGCAAAGAUGUUGGACGUAAUGUCAAGGUUUCUUUGCGAAAGAUGGAGAACGUUAAGAAGGACAUUUUACUAAUUGGAAUACCUUAUAUUAUCUGUGCCUAGGAAAAUAUCAAAUGCUUUAGAAUUAUUAUAAAUUUACAAAGUUUUACCGUUAUAUAUAUAGAGAAAGACUUGAAAAGUAUAGUUUUGGUGGAAAAAGUUAACCGCUGUAUAAUUAAACUUGAUUUUUCAGUUGGGUAAACAAGGCUUACUUUCCGAUUUCAAUCGUGCAACUAAGAGCAGACCCAAGCUUUCACGAACAUUUUGGACAAAUUUUGGACACAAUGACACUCAACAGCUCUGGCCAUAGUUAGUGUUUAGUCCUAUUUUAAAAUUGUUAGAUAAAAUGUCAAAAGCUUCUAGUCUAAGAACGUUGUAAAUGGUCAGAAUUUGUAGAGGUGAACAUGCCUCACAAGUUUUGCUCGUUUAUUCCUCGUUUGUUCAUCUUUGUCUUCGAUUCACAAAACAUUACGAACUUUUUACCGGUUCUCUAAAAGCUUUCCUAUUCAUUCACGAUUACCAGGCGAUUUUUAACGAACUUAUUGCAAAUAUUUCACUCACUCGUACAAUGUUUGACGAGUUCGUGUUGGUGUCCAUCACUUUUUCAAGGCCUACUUACGAACGGCCGACCACAAACUUGAAGCUCUCGACAAUCAGAAGACGGUAGAGGUUUACCGAUCAAAUUUUCUAUUGCUUGCAAUAUCGACAAAUAAUGCUGAAUAUAUGGAAUUAUAGAUAUACUAAGAAGUCAAUAUUAUCUCUCGCUAUUUUUUGUGAAUAUUCUAUCACUUGCAAAAAUUAUGUGUCUUUAGGCAUGGAUUGAAGGAUUGCUUACGUUAAAUGAGAAAAUCAAAUUAAUUCACUAGAGGAAAUAGAAGGGCUUUUUGUUGGAGAGGUUUAAUUUUUUUUAUUGAUCCACUUAUGUUUUUUGCUCUCAAAUGAUCCUUAAUUUUUUUCGUUUACCAACCCUCUGUAUAGACAUAAAGUUUUUAUAUUGUUAGAAAUAUAGUUUUUUUAUAUAAUAAAUGUUUAUCUCAUAG
This is a messenger RNA of Pocillopora meandrina, 19507 nucleotides long. The record is from the annotation of a GenBank genome assembly. NCBI's taxonomy places the organism in Eukaryota, Metazoa, Cnidaria, Anthozoa, Scleractinia, Pocilloporidae.